Messenger RNA from Aethina tumida (small hive beetle), 1140 nucleotides. RefSeq names its product probable N-acetyltransferase CML1. The transcript is spliced from 5 exons. The record is from RefSeq and is a predicted model, not a curated record. Bases 68 to 802 code for a protein of 244 amino acids. NCBI's taxonomy places the organism in Eukaryota, Metazoa, Arthropoda, Insecta, Coleoptera, Nitidulidae. Gene Ontology annotation, molecular function: N-acetyltransferase activity.
ACCUCACUUCAUUGUUUACGUGUUUCAGACAUUCCAUUAAAGUAUUCGUGUUUUAUUUUACAUAAACAUGACAUACUACAUAGUUAUAAGAGAAUCAAGAAAAAAUGAUACACCAGCAAUAUCAGAGGUUGUACGCGGUGCUUAUACCUCAAAUGUUUUGAGUGCUUGGGGCAACGCUCUUUUUAAUGAGUACACAUAUCAAUUGAUAAUUAUGCUAUCGGCGACAUUGUUCAUACUUUUAGGCAUCCCUUUGGUGUACUGUAUUGUAUCUGUCCCCAUGGUUUUACUUGCUGUUUAUUUAGCAAUUUACGCAUCCUUCUUAAUGAAGUCGGCUCAACUUUUAUACGAAAAACGUGCUGAAAAAUGUUGGGUUGCUGAAGUUUAUGAACCAUUUUUUUUCAAUAAAUCCCCUUCAACUUGUUGGUAUAAAGUGAUAACAGAAAAUGAAAUGGAAAAGGAGGGACUAAAACCAGAUAAACAUCAAAGAAAGAUCGUUGGUACUGUCGCGGUCAUGAAGCACAACCAAAAGGAGGAUUGGGCUUGGCUAUUCAGACUGGCUGUUGACAAAAAUUAUAGGAGAAAAGGAGUUGCAACCAAUUUAGUGGCUGCUGUGAAGGAAUGGUGUAGGGACCAGAAGUACGACAACUUGGAAGCUGCGAUUGGUGAAUGUAAUACGGGAUCAAGACAAAUGUUUAAUGAAACAGGCUUUCAAAUGGUGCAGAUAUACCACAAGAAAUUGUUUGCCGUUUUUAAUCUGCAGAUGUUCCAGUUGAGAUGCGAAGUGAGGAGCACUUUUCAUUAAAAAGAACGCGUUUGCUAUUGGUAUAAUUGUUAUAUAAUAUAAGUGUAUUUCAUUCGUAUGCAUUUUUGAUGGCGGUGACAUUUGGCCGACUCAAAAUACAGACACUUGUUUUUAUUUAAGUUUAUUUUUUUUUCUAAUUACUAUGAAUUACGUAUAGAUAUUUUUACGUUUCAUUACAUUUAUAAUUUGCAAACAGUCGUUAUGUUAAUUCUUAGCAUAUUGCAUAAUUUUUAUACCAUAAAUACAUGAUGUGUCAACACAUGCAUUAUUUAUCCUUUAUAAAAAUUUGACCGACUGACGCGUUUUAUAUGUAAAUAAAUACUCAUAGUACAAUUAAA